This is a messenger RNA of Aspergillus heteromorphus CBS 117.55, 1197 nucleotides long. RefSeq lists its product as uncharacterized. Lineage: Eukaryota; Fungi; Ascomycota; Eurotiomycetes; Eurotiales; Aspergillaceae. The record is from RefSeq and is a predicted model, not a curated record. The transcript has 5 exons. Bases 1 to 1197 code for a protein of 398 amino acids.
AUGUCUCGCCGUCGUGCCUCACACAGCGAAUCAUUGGGCUUAUCAUCCGCUAUGAACGAGUCUCUCGCCUAUCCCUUCUCCGGGAUGCAGCAAAACAGCAAUGCUCCACUGCGACGCGGCCCGAUCGAAGGGCCCAACGGACGGAGGCUGAUUCGUAGGGUCACUUGGCGAUCCUCCACGUACAAACUGAUGGCCUGCCUGUGGGUGUUGGGCGUCUUCUAUAUCGUUUGGCUCAUCCGAGACUUACUUAUCCGGACCCGUCUCGCACAUAGUUUGCUGGCCUCCUACGUGGGCCGCCAGGAGUGCGGCAUCUCGUCCCUGUCCCUCUACAACCCGCCGCAGUCCGCGGAUGAGUCUUACUGCGAGUCUCGCGAGGCCUUGCUUGACGCCAUGAGCAGUGGUGGCCGGCAUGGCUUCGACGCGGCGUAUACCUCGCAAGGCUGCUCCUACCGUUGGUUCACCAGCGCUGAGGUGUGCGACAUUCUGCGGAAAUUCGAUGGAAUCGUCUUCAUUGGUGAUGACACCCUGGCCGAUGCCUACGCCGGAUUCAACAUUCUGCUGCGCGAGGACCUGGCGACCGGAUCCCUGAAAGAGUGGGAGAUAAAAAAGGACCAGGGCCAAUAUUGCCGUUGUGACUCUCAGUUCACCAGUCCUGCAUGUCUCCCCUUACGCAUCGUUUCGAGCGAUCAGCUCUCAGCCGCGAACGGUGGCAAACCCGCUCACCGGCCCUAUACCUGUCCAUCCCGUGUUCCCCAUGCGUUCCUCCCAAUAGCCGGCUCCCCUGCCCCUAAGAGCGCCUACGAGAGGUUUCGCCGUAUAGUGACGCGAGCCGCUGGCCGGAACAAGCCCGUCCCCGUCAUCUUGAGUGUCUCCCUCUCCACGUCGUACUCCUUGUCCACGGCCAAAAGUAGCAUGGACGAGUGGCUCACGCUGGUUCAGUCCAGUGGACGAAACGCCCCCUUUCUCUGGGUGGGCCCCACAGCCCCUGGACUCCAGCAGGACUCGGGAGACAACAUCCACGCCACCAGCUGGCAGUAUUCCCAAGAUUCCAUCCAAGAAGCGCACACGAGGGGCAUGGAGGCGCUGGGGAUGUACAAUGCAACCCUGCAGGCUGAUAGUUGGGACGGCAAGCGCUACGGGGAAAAGGUGGCCUUGAUGGAGGCGAUGAUGAUUCUCAACUGGUUGUCUACCCUCUAG